ACCACGCAUUUGAAUAGUUUUCCACUUUAAGUUCACAAAAUGCGUUCAAGUUUUGGAUUAUCAUUUCUAGUCGGCCUUUUGUUGGUUAUAGGACUGAUUGGAAUUGUCCAUUCUGCUGGCAAAUCGCGGAAUCGAGAGGAUCGCUUCGAUCUGGAGAACGAGAAUUACGAGAGCCAAGAAUCCAACGAGAUUAUUGACUCUUGCGAAAGUUCAGAGAGUUCGGAAAGUUUAAGCUGCAGGAAUAGGCAAAAUAAACCUUAUAAACGAAAAACCUUUCGAUUUGCUCUUUAAAAAUAUUAAUAAAAUAUUUUAAAAUUUAUUACAGAA
Drosophila ananassae is the source of this 327-nucleotide messenger RNA. RefSeq lists its product as uncharacterized. The record is from RefSeq and is a predicted model, not a curated record. NCBI's taxonomy places the organism in Eukaryota, Metazoa, Arthropoda, Insecta, Diptera, Drosophilidae. The transcript has a single exon. The coding region runs from base 40 to 291 and encodes 83 amino acids.